AAGUGGCGGUUGUUUCAGUAUGGCGUCUGUUGCUGAGGGCGCAAAUGGCAACGAGUUUUACUGGAUUAAUGAUAAAUCAGAUGAGGAACCACCUGUGGAUCCUUUUAGAGGUAUGAGCAGGAACAUUGCUCUGAAGUUUGGUUCAGCAAGUAAUGUAGAGGGAAAGAUAAGAAAGAGACCUAGCAGCAUGGAGAAAAGUGGAAAGAAACCAGGAUUGCAUUUGACAAUGCAAAGUGCUGAAAUGGCAGUUCAGAAGUUGCCUUCUACUGAAGCCAAAUCCAAAACCACCACAUCUGCGUCAGAACCAGACCUGCCUUUAGCUACUUCAGCUCAGCCUCUCUCCAGUGCUGCCCAAGCCAAAAGUAAGCCAUCACUGAAGGAUCUCUGCCCAGAGGACAAGCGUCGCAUUGCCAAUCUCAUCCAAGAGCUGGCGAGAGUGAGUGAAGAAAAGGAGGAAUCUGUACAGAAGCUCAAGGAUGAACAGGAAACCUUUGAGAAAAGAAUCCAACAGCUAGAGCAGCAAAACCAACUCAUUAUAGAAGAGAGAGGAAGCCUGCAGCAGCAGUACCGAGAGUGUCAGGAGCUGCUGGGACUCUAUCAGCAGUACCUCUCCCAACAGCAAGAGAAACUCAACAAGUCUAUCACCCUGCUCAAUCAGUCCUGCUCCCACAGCAAGGUUCCCAGCAGCGAAGGGGGACCCAGGAGGUCUUGUGACGGGAGAGGAACUGCUUUAGAUGGAUCUUACUUGGAGCUUCGUUCAUUAGGGAGUAGAACUGAGAGAGGCGGGUCAGUGGAGUGCACUCAUUCAUUUUCAACUGGACCUUUAAGUGCACAUUCCAGCAUUAAGCAGAACUGCGAAGUCCAUGACAGGUGCACCAGUCACGAUUGUGAAAGUGCAUGUUGUGAUCCAAGUUUCUCCAACAGGGAGCCUUCAGCCUGCGAUGGCCUGAAACUGCGUGGUGCUUCUACACUCAAGUGCUCUCAUCAGUGCCACUGCCACAAAAUGGAAAAUGGUGGCAUGCACAAAGCUAAUCAGAGCAGAGUAGUGCCACCGUCUGGUCAGGAGAACUGGGAGGAGAAACGACGAUGUCUACUUAUGCAGAAGAAACAGUUGGAAAUGGAGAGGGAAAGAAUUCAAGCUCGGUUGGCCCAACAAGAAGAGAAACUUUUACACCAGAACCAGCAGCUGCACCAGUCUUACCUUCAGUACAGCAAGCUUCAGCAAGCAACCACAACAGACUUUGAGAAAGGCCUAAAUGGAGACAGCAGUUUUAAUAAGGGUCCACAGUCCAGUUUUGUAAUGGAUCAGGUAACACACAGCAAUGAAAUAAAAGAUGGAGAAUCACACACUUUGCAGGAAAGUGUUCCACAACCUUUAAGUAACAUACAGGAACAUACAUCAGGUAUUGAGCAACCUGCACCAAAGCUUUCAAAAGAGAUCUCCAUUACCAAGAAAGAUAUGGCCACCUCUCCUGUGGUUCCACAAAGCUUCCACACAUCUGCUCAUCCCAAAAUUCCUGUUGGCCUUCCUAGCACUCCACAGGCUUCCCGGUUGGACGACUCUUUGAUUGAGCUCCUGGACAUUUUUAGCCCUGUAUCCAAUCCAGAGACGUACCGAAUCAAACCCUCAUCCCGAAAUGCUUUCAUCGCCCCUCCAUCCUCUAACAAGACCCUUCGUUCUCCGUUUGGGCCCAGUCGAUCUGCUCUGCAAGACUUGGAGGAAAGUGAGAUUUUAGAAGACAUUUUUUUCAUCUGUUGAAGGGUUAGAAUGAACGGACGCUCAGGUUGGAAAACAAGAACUCACUAUUAACCAUUAUUGUGCUCUUAAUUCUGCCUUUUUAGUGACUUGAAAAAAAAAUGAUGGUCUUAAUUUUUUUUAUUUUUUUUCCUCAUGACGUUGCUGUAUUCCAGGUUUAUUUUUGCCUUAAUAAAAAUGUGUUUAUUAAUAA
Molecule: messenger RNA, 1949 nt
Organism: Danio aesculapii
Lineage: Eukaryota; Metazoa; Chordata; Actinopteri; Cypriniformes; Danionidae
Product: KIAA1328 ortholog
Exons: 11
Coding region: 20-1759 (579 amino acids)
Source: RefSeq, a predicted model, not a curated record